This is a messenger RNA of Hyaloscypha bicolor E, 1896 nucleotides long. RefSeq names its product general substrate transporter. Gene Ontology annotation, cellular component: membrane. Gene Ontology annotation, biological process: transmembrane transport; carbohydrate transport. NCBI's taxonomy places the organism in Eukaryota, Fungi, Ascomycota, Leotiomycetes, Helotiales, Hyaloscyphaceae. The transcript has 4 exons. Gene Ontology annotation, molecular function: carbohydrate:proton symporter activity. The coding region runs from base 156 to 1760 and encodes 534 amino acids. The record is from RefSeq and is a predicted model, not a curated record.
CUGUCCUCAGAAAAGAUUUGGCUCUUGCUUAUCGCCUCUGUUCUGCUGAAGCUGUGUGCAUUUCAAAGCAUCAUAGGGGCGUUUGUUACACUGGGAACCGUUCAUCCCACUCUUCCUCACCGCCAGAGAGCGCUGAUCUCGCAACGUUAUUCACGAUGGCGAUCGGCUUCUUCAAAAAUUAUCGGGUCUACAUGCUAACCACAGUGGCCUACAUGGGCUCGCUGCUGUUCGGAUACGACACCGGUGUUAUGAGCUCUGUUCUCUCGUUGAAGAGCUUCAAAACAGACUUCGGAUUGCCUCUCGCCACCACGGGAUUCGCCAGCAAGACCAACGCCCACAUCUCCCAGAAUGUAGUUUCACUGCUCACAGCAGGUUGUUUCUUCGGCGCCAUAUUCGCCUCCGUUGCCAAUGACAAGCUGGGCCGCAAGCGGUCCCUCUUAGGAUUCACAGUUGUCUUCCUGGUCGGUGCUGUCAUCCAGGUCACAUCUCUUCAUCACAUCAGCCAGGUUUAUGUUGGCCGAUUCGUUGCUGGUCUUGGUAUAGGUGGAAUGUCCAGUAUUACACCCAUCUACGUGGCGGAGAACUGUCCACCCGAGGUUCGAGGCCGCAUCACGGGCCUCUUCCAGGAAUUCUUGGUUAUUGGUUCUACUUUUGCUUACUGGCUCAACUAUGGAGUGUCCCUUCAUCUCAAGCCAUCUACAUCGCAAUGGCGUAUUCCCGUUGGAAUCCAAAUCGUUCCCGGGGGCUUGCUCUUUCUUGGACUCAUUUUCCUGAAAGAAUCACCCAGGUGGCUUGUCAAGCAAGGCCGAUACGAAGAAGCCACAGCCUCACUAGCAUACAUGCGCCGCGAGCCGAUCGACGACCCAGAAGUCAUGAAAGAAAUUGCAGACAUCCGAGCCGCCGUCGAAGAAGAACUCAACUUGACCGAAGGCGUGACAUGGAAAGAGGUCUUGAUCCCAGGUAACCGAUACCGAUUCGCUGUUGCCUUCACCAUCUUUCUAUGCCAACAAUUCUCUGGAACGAACUCUAUCGGUUACUACGCACCGCAGAUCUUUCAAACGGUUGGCGUCUCCAAGACCAAUGCUUCGCUGUUUGCAACUGGUGUUUAUGGUACUGUCAAGGUCUGCGCUACUGGCCUCUUCUUGAUCAUUGGAAUCGACAAGCUUGGUCGACGGUGGUCGCUCCUUGGAGGCGCAGCGUGGAUGAUGGUCAUGAUGUUUAUCAUCGGCGGCGUCUUGAAAGAUCACCCACCGACCAACGUAAACACUGUCUCACCCGCCUCCAUCGCCAUGGUUGUUAUGAUCUAUCUCUACGUUAUCGGCUACUCGGCCUCCUGGGGCCCAAUUCCCUGGGUCUACGUCUCCGAGAUCUUCCCCACGCGUCUACGCUCCUAUGGUGUUGGCCUGGCAGCAGCAACCCAAUGGCUCUUCAACUUCGCCGUCACAUACAUGACCCCGAGCGCCAUCAACCACAUCGGCUGGAGAAUUUUCCUCAUGUUCGGCAUCUUCUGUGCUGCCAACUUCGUCUUUGUCUGGUUCUUUAUUAAGGAGACCAAGGGCCGCACGCUCGAGGAUAUGGAAAUCUUGUUCGGCACUGUGGAGGCGGACGUUCGUGCUGCUGAUGUGGAGCGUAUGUUGCAUAAGGGCGCGAUGCAGGAGGAUCGGAUUGAGAUGGCGGCCCCGGCAGAAAAGAAAGUGGCUCCCGCCCAAGAGACUCCAGUUCGUGAUGCUCCGGCUACUGAGGAGAAGACUGUGUCUUAGUCACGUUCAAAUGGUUGUCAUGGGAUAGAAGUCAAGCCUGGCUUGUCGACGAUAUCCUUUUCCGGCUGAAAACAUGAUUGUAGAUUGUCAAGUGUACACAGUGUCUUUAAUUAAUGCAAUUUACUUCUGAUCGUGU